Candidula unifasciata is the source of this 1377-nucleotide messenger RNA. Lineage: Eukaryota; Metazoa; Mollusca; Gastropoda; Stylommatophora; Geomitridae. The record is from the annotation of a GenBank genome assembly.
UUGUGCAUGUGCGAUGACAAUUUUGUGGACUGCAGCAGGCUGGGGCUGACAGCCAUCCCGCCCUUGAGGCCCCCUGGAAUAUUACCAGUGACUAACGUAGAGUUCGAUGGCAACCGCAUCACAUCAGUACCCGCAGGAAGUCUCCCAGUUGGUCUUGUACAGCUCACUUUCAACGACAACCCUAUACAGACUAUCGACGACGAUGCCUUCAUUCACUCUUCAACAACUCUACAAACUCUGGGUCUAACUUUAGCUCCACAUUCAAGAAUUCCCGACGCUCUGUUGAAUUUAAGGAGCCUCAUCUUCUUUGAACUCUACAAUACCGACGUUGGUGAUUGGAAUGAAGAGAUGAUGAUGUAUCUGGCACCCAAACUACAGUCGAUAUCUUUCGGCAAUGUUAGUGUACACACAUGGCCUGGCUGGUUUCAGUACUGCAACCAAGUGACCCAGUUAUCGCUCGAUAACAGCAACAUUACAUCUAUACCGGACAAUGGACUGGACGGUAUGACCAAUAGUUUAAUAACCCUGUCUCUUACUGGCAACAGCUUAACUUCCGUUCCCAAAGCGAUUUAUAAGUUGGUUAACAUCACACAUUUGUAUGUAGACAGCAACAAGAUAACAGAUGUUACCUGGUUGCCAAAACAUGCAAGAUUGGAUACGCUAGCUUUAAAUAAUAAUAAAAUCUCCAAUGGGACUCAGCUAAGUGAAGCGCUGAGGCCUUUUGCAGAGUUUCUGAGCGACCUUAACUUGGUGGGCAAUGAGCUGACGGCGAUUCCUGAUUUAGAUUUCCUGACAUUUCAAAGUAUUGAUUUGUCCUUUAACAAGAUUUAUGAUCUGAAUGCAGGAUCUCUGUCACCUGAUCUACACGGGCUGAAUCUAGGAAACAAUCUUCUAACUUCAGUUCCAAGCGUGGUUUUUCGUGUCCAAUCGCUGGGCUCGUUAAUGAUGGCGUCAAACUUAGUAACCCGUGUGCAAGCAUCGUUAAUUCCUGUGUCACUGAGGUAUCUUGAUCUCCAACACAAUCUACUCACUGAAUUAACAGACACGAGUUUUCCAGAAAAUUCCAACCUACUUUAUUUGUACUUGAAUAAUAAUCCUCUAACGACAAUAUCCGAUCAUGCGUUUGCUAAUCUGGCUCAACUUGAGGAGCUCUACUUGGGUAGUACAAGACUGGCUCGCCUACCGCUCGGCCUGACCUCGCUUCACAGUUUAACUACAUUUGAUGUCAGCGAAAUCACUCGUCUUGUUUGUACCUGCAUGGAGAAAAAUUUAGCGCCCUGGAUCAAGUCCCUGAGGUCAGGGAGAGUUUCAGGAACAUGCGGCCUAAUGAGUGUGUACGACUUUUUCUCUUUGCUAAGCCCGGACUGUCCCCCUUGA